AUGUCGUCCGAGAAUAGGAACGCCUCGGGCUAUGCCCCAUACUCACACGACGAAGUUACCCACCAACCACAAGGUCAGGGGAUCCGGUCGUCUGGCCCCUCCGACGCAACCGAAGCAAGAAACACCACCCAGCAGGAGAACGUUGACGAAAAUUUCCAACUUCAGAACGAAAACGAGGAUGCCGACGAACAGCUCGAGACGUUCGCCGAGGGAGAUGUUGCUCAUGCUGUCCAACGAAAGAGCGGGACGCAGAAGGCGCCCGGGGAAGAAGUUGUCGAGCACGACUUUACCGAGGAGCUUGAUAGGAAAAAGAGGGAACAGGCUGAUGCCCGAGAAAAGAUCAAGGCGCAGAGGAGCGCAGGGGUCAAUGUUGACGGAGGUUUGGGCAGGGAGAGGGUCGGGAAUGAGGAUCUCCGGGAUGUAUGA
Sodiomyces alkalinus F11 is the source of this 426-nucleotide messenger RNA. RefSeq lists its product as hypothetical. The coding region runs from base 1 to 426 and encodes 141 amino acids. The transcript is spliced from 2 exons. Lineage: Eukaryota; Fungi; Ascomycota; Sordariomycetes; Glomerellales; Plectosphaerellaceae. The record is from RefSeq and is a predicted model, not a curated record.